Messenger RNA from Acytostelium subglobosum LB1, 822 nucleotides. RefSeq lists its product as hypothetical. NCBI's taxonomy places the organism in Eukaryota, Evosea, Eumycetozoa, Acytosteliales, Acytosteliaceae. The transcript has a single exon. The record is from RefSeq and is a predicted model, not a curated record. Bases 1 to 822 code for a protein of 273 amino acids.
AUGUUCUCAACAUCAUCAUCAAUGCCACACAACAACAAUCUCAAUGUAUCAUUCAUCAGACAAUAUAGCUCAACAACAACAAAGCCACCAACUUCAUCAACAACUGAGGAAUCAAGUACAUCAACUACCUCGACCACACCAUCAACACCUUCCGAAACAGCCACACCAUCUACAACACAAACACAACCAGAUACACAACAACAAAAACAAGAAGAAGGCAGCGAAACAAAGAAGGAUGGAGCAGCAGCAGAUGGAGAAACACAACAAGAACAACAAAGAGAAGAGGAACCAAAGAAAGAAAAGACAUUCAAGGAGAAAGUCAUCCAUAGACUCAAGUGGGGAACGUUCACCAGUGUCAUUGUGGGCACCAUUGGAUUCCUCUUCUACGAGUCCUAUCUAAGGUCGUCGAUGCCUUAUCGCAUCGUCAUGAACAAGGUCAAGGGCGAUCUCGAGUCGAUGCAGUGCUUUGGCGGUGUGGUCGCUCCGCUGAAAUGGUACGAAUGCUUUACCGACCCAAUCAUUGGCACCAUCUCGCUGGAGGAGGGCGGCACCGAGUGCAGCGCCUCAUUCACCAUUCCCAUCCGCCGCUUCGUGCCCCCGCCCCCCAAGGAGGGAGAGGUCGUCGUGCAGGCACCCGAGGACAUUGAGAUGAAGUCCAAUGAUGGCGGAGCACAGGAUGGUCACAUCGAGGCCAUACUACGCAAGAAGACAUCAUGGUUCUUUGACUGGGAGAUCUACAAACUGCACGUCAAUGUCGACACUGGCAAGACCAUCACCAUCGUGGACAAAGAGUUAAAGAUGCCAACUAGAGGUUAUUAUUAA